Messenger RNA from Camellia sinensis, 1620 nucleotides. The record is from RefSeq and is a predicted model, not a curated record. NCBI's taxonomy places the organism in Eukaryota, Viridiplantae, Streptophyta, Magnoliopsida, Ericales, Theaceae.
AUGGGAUUGUCGUACAACAUUCCAGGUUUAAAGAGUCUUACUUUACAAGAUGAUGUGGAUUUGGGAAACCUUGUUAUUCUUACCCAAUCGUUCGGGUUACAACAUGUUUGUGUGUUGGUUGAACAGCACGGAAGAUAUGUUAAGAACGAUUCCGUACGAGUAACAGCAGUCUGCUCCAUGUUGGAGGAAAAGGGAUGCACGUGGUCUGUACAUGCUCGGGUGUUGAAAGUGAAUCAAUUUUUCUACAUUCGGAAAUGGAACAGUGUGCAUAGUUGCGGUGUAUCAGUCCGGACAUCAAAUCAUCCAAUGGUUGGAUCUGAUAUAGUUGCUGACAUUAUCGCAGCUCGUGUUCGGGACAGACCACUCACACGUCCAACUGAUGUCGUCUUAGAUUUGAAAGACGAUUACGGGUUGGACGUCAACUACCGGGUUGCGUGGUUAGGGGUUGAGAAGGCAAGGGGGAAAUUGUUUGGCGCGCAUUCUGUAUCAUUCGACCAACUGCGUUGGCAUCGUGAAGCCGUCAUGCAAUAUAAUCCUGGGAGUUAUGUUGACUUCGAUUACGAUGAACACAACUACCGUUUCCGCCGUUUUUUUAUAUCAUUUAAAGCAUACAUUGAUGGUUUCCUUCAUUAUCGUCCAUUACUUUUCCUCGACGGAACCUUCUUGAAAGGCAGGUUCAAAGGGUUUCUGCUAACUGCCACCGCGAAGGACGGUUUGUUCCCACUUGUUUAUGCCAUUGUGGGCUCUGAAAACAAUGCGAAUUGGGGAUGGUUCUUACAACAUCUUGCCAACGUGGUACCCAGUGAGAGGACAAUCACUUUCGUGUCUGACCAAAACGUGGGACUCAUAGAAGCAAUUCCUAUAUUUUUCCCCACAUCUCACCACGCAUUCUACCUCCAACAUUUACAAAGAAAUCUGCGGGAUAGACUACGGUAUGUGAACAGCAAGUAUCGGAUUGGACUGGUCAGCAAAUUUCGUAAGUGCCCAUACGCACCCACCAUAACAACAUUUAACCAAAAGGCUGACGAAUUUCAAAAAUCUGGAAAAACCAUUGCUACGAAAUUCCUUGCGGAUGCACAUCCACAACACUGGGCGAACGCGUUUUUCAAAGGUAGAAGAUACGGCGAAAUAAGCUCUAACGCCGCCGAGUCAUUCAAUUCUUGGAUUCGAGAAGCACGGUAUUUACCAAUCACCAGAAUGGUUGACAGCAUCAGGGGUCAGAUUAUGCGACAAAUGUCGAAGCGGAGGGUAUCAGCCCACACAUGGACUGGCACAAUUUGUCCCAAGAUGGAAUCCCGGCUGGAAGAAGAUUAUAACAAAAGUCGGGCAUGGAAAAUGCGAAAAAGCGGAAAAAACCUUGACGACAUAGUCGUACCUUGGUACCAUGUGUUCGAAUACCGUCUGACGUAUGCACCCACCAUCUACCCAAUACCAACUGUGGAAAAACCACCAUUCAGCCCCACCGACUACAUCAUUUACCCACCAAAUGUCAAACAUCCGCCUGGGAGGCCGAAAAAGAAGAGAAUACCGUCUAAAAGUGAGAAUGUGCAACAAAUACGGUGUGAAAGGUGUAGUUAUAUGGGAAACCACAAUAGGAAGACUUGCAAAGAACCCAUUUAG